Molecule: messenger RNA, 960 nt
Organism: Bacidia gigantensis
Lineage: Eukaryota; Fungi; Ascomycota; Lecanoromycetes; Lecanorales; Ramalinaceae
Exons: 2
Coding region: 1-960 (319 amino acids)
Molecular function (GO): metallopeptidase activity
Source: RefSeq, a predicted model, not a curated record
AUGCGUCCUCCCAACGUGCUAACAGCCCUCAUACUGGCGAGCGCACCCUUUACACAAAGCUACCAAUUUUACGACUGCACGCCCCAACAACAAAACGACCUCACCAAUAUCAUCGGCCUCGCUCGGGCCUCCGUCGGGCCAGCGCUGCAGGAGCUUAAUAACCCUCGAGUCUACCCACCCUUUGAAGCCUUCUUCGGCGCAAAACCAAACUUAGGCCAUCUCGUAGAGAUUUUUCUGCAGGACAUCGCAGCCUUCUCCAAGAUACGUUUCCCUAAGCCCAGGCAAUCAUUCUUCAUUAGAAAGGAGCCCUCUUUCAUCUGCGCAAAGCCCACGACUCGCAUUCCGGAAGGGAGAUGGCGCAUCACGCCAGCGCAGAUGUGUCACCACAUGACAAGGGAGGGUAUGAAGGACGAAAUAGCGCUCAGUCUGACAGGGUGGUCGUACAUUCUCAUUUGCGAUAGAUUCUGGACAUUGCCAGCGGAGCCUACAGAGCCGAGGCAGAGGUUGUGCCCGGGCAUUGUGCCGGGACAGAAUCGGUUUGAGCCGAGAGGGUUGACGAUGGUUCAGCAUCAGACGUACAUGCUGGCACAUGAGCUGGUGCAUAAGUAUCUCAGGGGUAAUGAUCUAAGCAUGGAAACGACGCCGCUAGAGGUCUACACGCUUUGGGAUUGUAUGGCGUUGGAAGUGGAUGAUGCAUUGCGAAACCCGAACAACUUUAUGUAUUUUGUUGCCUUCGCCCAGUGUGGGUGUACGGUCGCGCCUGAUAAAUCGCAGCCUCCAUGGACGGAUGAGUCAGGGGGCAAUUUGACGGCGCUCUCUGAGCCUCCGCCGUUGGACUCCAACCCACAGAACGACAACUUGUCUGCGCUGCCAUUAGAUUUAGCUGGGACGUUUGAUCUUGAGAGUGUGGCGGGGCCAGCGAUCUUCAACACGACGAUCGACCCGGUUGCGAGUGAAUAA